This is a messenger RNA of Mercenaria mercenaria, 3659 nucleotides long. RefSeq names its product excitatory amino acid transporter 1-like. The transcript has 10 exons. NCBI's taxonomy places the organism in Eukaryota, Metazoa, Mollusca, Bivalvia, Venerida, Veneridae. Gene Ontology annotation, cellular component: plasma membrane. The coding region runs from base 166 to 1710 and encodes 514 amino acids. The record is from RefSeq and is a predicted model, not a curated record. Gene Ontology annotation, molecular function: neutral L-amino acid transmembrane transporter activity; glutamate:sodium symporter activity; L-glutamate transmembrane transporter activity. Gene Ontology annotation, biological process: L-glutamate transmembrane transport.
CUUAAUCUUUAUUUAGGACUAAAAUCUUAAAUUUCUCAAAUAAGUUGAAAUUGAAUUGACAGUUGUAAAAGCUUUUUGUUGGGGAAUGUCUGGUGGACCGUAAAGAUAUUUAACUUGUCAGACUGACGUUGCACAAUAUCGGGUGGAUUUUUGCGAAGUAUAACCAUGGCGACAGGGACGGGUACAGAGCGACGGUCAACCGGUGAGAAGGUGAAGGCCUUCAUUAUUUCAAACAUCUUUAUAAUUCUCAUGGUCCUAGCCCUCAUCAUCGGCGUCGUUAUGGGUCUAACAGUGAGAAGAUUAGAUGGAUGGGAGUACUGGCAGAAGAGGAAGAUAUUCUACUUGAGAUUUCCGGGGGAUUUACUCCUCAACAUGCUCAAGAUGCUGAUCCUUCCACUGAUCGUGUCGUCUCUCAUCUCUUCACUUGCGGCGCUGGACAGCAGAGCUUCAGGUCGUAUGGGUUUACGUGCCGUUGUGUACUAUCUAACCACAACGUUCUGUGCCGUGGUUAUUGGAAUUGUAAUGGUGCUUGCAAUACGCCCCGGGAAUAGAGGCAAUGAAGACAUUGCAAAAAGUGGAAAUACAAAGGAACAAGAGCCUUUAGAAGCGCUGUUUGAUCUUAUCAGAAAUUGUUUCCCUGACAACUUGAUUGAGUCUGCUUUUCGAAAGCAAACGACGGAAGUCCAGGAUUAUAAUGUUAAAAUGCAAGAAGGGAACAAAACGAUUGUUGUGGACACGGUCGAUAAUCCGAAAGUUGUCAAGUCAGAAGGGAUGAACGUCCUUGGCAUUGUUGUUUUCUCAAUAUUUUUCGGAGUUAUGUGCUCAAAAAUGGGACCUGCGGGGAAACCAUUGUUGGACUUCUUCGAGGCCCUACAUGUGGCUACAAUGAAACUGACAAUGUUGGUAAUCUGGUAUUCUCCAAUCGGUAUCAUUUUCCUCGUCGCCACAAAGCUGAUAGAAAUGAAGGACCCCAAUGUUGUGUUCGUACAGCUUGGAUAUUACAUGCUUACAGUUCUGGCUGGUCUCGCAGUCCACGGCUUCAUUGUACUGCCCCUCGUCUAUUUCGUAGCGGCAAGGAAAAAUCCAUUCGUAUUCAUGUAUAACAUGCUUAAAGCGUUGCUUACCGCUUGGGGAACCGCCUCCAGUUCCGCUACAUUACCAGUAACCAUGGAAUGUUUGGAACAUCGAAACAAGAUCGACAUCCGGGUGGCUAAGUUUGUUGCUCCUAUUGGUGCUACAGUAAAUAUGGACGGUACGGCACUGUAUGAGGCAGUGGCUGCUAUCUUUAUUGCACAGGUCAAUGGUAUAACUCUCAAUGUUGGAGAGGUUAUCACUAUCAGUUUGACCGCUACUGCAGCAGCUAUUGGUGCGGCAGGUAUACCGUCUGCUGGUCUUGUUACUAUGGCAAUAGUGUUGACAGCUGUUGGAUUACCAAUCGACGACAUCAGGCUCAUUUACGCCAUCGAUUGGUUCUUGGAUCGAUUUCGCACGGCCAUUAACGUGUUGGGAGAUUCAUAUGGUGCCGGGAUAGUUGAGAAACUUUCGAAGGCAGAUUUGGAAAAGUUCGACCAGGAACAUACCUUUAAUGUAGCAGGAAGUGAAGGCACUGGAUCAACAGACGACGUAAUCCCACCAAAAGAGAAGGAAGGUGGAAUGAGCAAUCCAAUGUUUACAAGGGAUAUUGAACUCAAUGUCACAGAGCGCUUGUAAAUGAUGCAUCUCAGAGGAGUGCUUGUAAACGUUUAUUUUUGAAUCUGACAAUCGUCUAUGACAUGUCAGAAUAUUGUAGUUGUCAAUAUUUUGACUACAUUUUGCAUAUAUAUUAACUGUACUAAGCAGAAUGUGUAAUCUAUCGUAGACAAUUUAGGUACUGUUACAUACCUUCACACUAUCUUUUAGACAUUGUGAUGCGUGUCUCAGUUCGGCGAUUCAUUAAGUGGUAGGCCUACAGUUAACAGUGUACUACAUCACACCUGUUUGUGCAUAGGGCCUAACAUCCACGUACAUUUUUAUGACAAAGCAUUGAAAACUAAUGCAGUGCUGCAGCUAGUUUUACUAAGAGACGGACACUUUUGACACACAACUGUGUUGAUUAAAAGCCGCGAUACAGUUUUCUUUGGAACAUUGUGCAGUUCUGUGUUACAACUUUGUACAUUUUUGUGAGACACAGUUUAAUACAACAUCGUGGUAUAUUAUCCAAUAACUAACAUGCAUCCAGCUUCGGAUCUAUUAGACGCUUUAAAUCUUAUCCGAAAACAUUCUUUCUCCGGUAAUCAUUCAUCACUGAAGUUCCUUUUUAGAUAAUACAACUAACUCCAUAAAUACAUGUAUGUGCUAUUGAAUGCUAGUGAUUCUUAUCAAAAAGAUAUAUCGCUGAGAUGAUUAUUAACCCUUAUCAUGCUGGACACGACUAAUUCUGUUUUUGCGACCCUUUUAACAGUUAAUGGUACUGUCCAAAUUAAAAGAUGGACAAGUUCAUUAUAGAAAUUUAGCAGGGUAAGGGUUUAAAACGAUGUAUAUCCAAGAUAAGCCUUUUUACACAAACACCAUCAUAGGUUAUUUGUUAAUGGUUGAAAAUGAAAAUCUUGGUCAAAGCUAUGUUGAAUGUUUAUACAAUAUUAGAAGUUUUUUUCGCGAGACUGAAUUGCAUGGAAAGGAAUAGCCUGUUUUGAUAAAAGUGCAUAUAAGUAAGAGUUCGACGUGAUCGCGUAAAAUCUUUCGCGAAAAUGGGAAGAAAACAAUUUCUUAUUGAUUUGGUGAAUAAAGGGAUGGUCUUACUAAGUUUUGAGUGGUGUUGUAUUUACACCUUUGACAAACCACCAGGUCAAAAAGCCGAAGGUCAGAUGUAGGCUAAUAAAUCAAACAUGACAAAUGUCUGCAUUCAACCUUUAAAAAAACAUCAUUAACCUAGGCUUUUGUAUCAUUUUCAACAUCUGACAUGGUUCAUUUACUUAAAGCAAUAUACAGGAAAUUUUAUAUUUUAAACACUCAGCACGUCACGCGGGAUGUUCGGGAUGAAACCCUUUUUAUAGCAUAAAAAACUAUGAUCACUACACACAAUAACUUGUUUGAAAUGCAGUUUAUAUUUAUGUUAAAUGGUAUCAUUUAUUAGACAUAAAUAUUAGUUAUUGUUCUGAAAGAAGAUGCAUUCCGACGAACCAGACAGUGCUACCGGAGAAUUUUAGGCUCAGAAUUAAGCCAUAACUUGGGCUCAAGCGAUCUAUGUGAUAACAAUUGCACAGGAUCUGGAUCUGAAUAUAUUUUUGAAACAAGCCUGGACCUAUUUUACGUCGAGGGCGUGCUUAUUCUCUAAGGUAAUGGACUCGUAAUGACAAUCGGCAAUUUCCGUGUAAUUACGUAUUUUCUUCGUAUGCGAUUUCGGCAACUUUCGGCCAUAACAGGAAUUCCUUUUUUUUAACAACCGGAAAAUGCCGAACUGAUAUACGGAGAAUACGUAAAUGAACGGAAAUUGCCGAAGGUCAUUACGGGUCCUCUACGUUUCUCCGACAUUAUGUACACUAUGACCAUAUUUGCACUAUUUGAAAUGAAGGAUUUGUAAUGAAUUUUGUUUUGUUUUUUAAUCAGAUUUUACAUUUUAUUAUUAUAUAUGUUUACUUAUGGUGUAAGUGGUUAGCUGCAAUAAAAUAACACACUGUUAA